This is a messenger RNA of Notolabrus celidotus (New Zealand spotty), 4085 nucleotides long. Its product is annotated as carcinoembryonic antigen-related cell adhesion molecule 5-like. The transcript is spliced from 18 exons. Gene Ontology annotation, cellular component: membrane. The coding region runs from base 190 to 3630 and encodes 1146 amino acids. The record is from RefSeq and is a predicted model, not a curated record. NCBI's taxonomy places the organism in Eukaryota, Metazoa, Chordata, Actinopteri, Labriformes, Labridae. Gene Ontology annotation, biological process: cell-cell adhesion.
UCUUGAUGCCAGUCAGUAACUUGGUUCAUGCAUAUUAAUAGCAGGAAGAGGAACGAAGGCUGACAAAUUUAACAGCCUGACUUCUUCCUUCUUAUGACCACAGAGGAGCGUCUUCUGUAGAGACAACAUCUUCUCCCUGCUAGGAGCGUCUUCUGUAGAGACAACAUCUUCUCCCUGCUUCACACAGGGAUGAGAAGAGCAGCUAUGGGCCUGAAAGCAGCAGCGAGUGUGUUGGUUAUCUGUCUUCUCUCUCUGCCAGUGGUAAGAGGAGACAUUACCCCAGAUGCUCCAAAGACUCCCACUGUGUCAGUGAAUCCUUCUGGUGAGGUGAUGGAGGGCAGUUCAGUGACUCUGACCUGCAGCAGUGAUGCUAACCCAGCAGCUACUUAUACCUGGUACAAGGUGAACGACGGUCAACCUCCCACUAAAGAGGCCCAGCUUCACUUCAGGUCCAUCCAGUCCUCUGACUCUGGAGAGUAUUACUGUGAAGCUGAGAAUACGCUGGGAAAGAGGCAGUCUCAAAUAAUCUCCAUUAAAGUGAAAUAUGCUCCAAAGUCUUGUUCUGUGUCUGUGAGUCCAACUGGUGAAAUCAUUGAGGGCAGUUCAGUGACUCUGACCUGCAGUUGUGAUGGUUACCCAGCACCUGAGUAUACCUGGUACAAGGAGAAUGAUCAUGGACAUCACAGUAAAAGAUCAGAGCUCGUCUUCAGUCAGAUUCAGUCCUCUGACUCUGGAAGGUAUUACUGUACAGCUGAGAAUGAUGUAGGGAGGGAGAGGACAUCUGGAUACACUGACAUAGAUGUGAAAUAUGCUCCAAAGCUCCGUCCUGUGUCAGUGAGUCCUUCUGGUCCGAUAGUGGAGGGCAGACGAGUGACUCUGACUUGUAGCAGUGAUGCUAACCCAGCAGCGGUUACAUAUACCUGGUACAAGAAGAAUGGAAAUCAAGGACUUCAAACUGACAGCACAAGCACAAAAUAUUUCAUGUCCAUCCAGGCCUCUGACUCUGGAGAGUAUUACUGUACAGCUGUGAACAGACGGGGGAGUAAAACAUCUGAAUCAGUUUUCAUUGAUGUAACAUAUGCUCCAAAGUCUUGUUCUGUUUCUGAGAGUCCAAAUGGUGAAAUCACUGAGGGCAGUUCAGUGACUCUGACCUGCAGCUGUGAUGGUUACCCAGCACCUGAGUAUAGCUGGUACAAGGAGUACGAUCAUGGACAUCACAGUAAAGGAUCAGAGCUCGUCUUCAGUCAGAUUCAGUCCUCUGACUCUGGAAGGUAUUACUGUACAGCUGAGAAUGACGUAGGGAGGGAGAGGACAUCUGGAUACACCAAGAUUGAUGUGAAGUAUGCUCCAAAGCUUCCCUCUGUGUCAGUGAGUCACUCUGGUCCGAUAGUGGAGGGCAGUUCAGUUACUCUGACCUGCAGCAGUGAUGCUAACCCAGCAGCUAGUUAUACCUGGUACAAGGAGAAUAGAAAUACAGACCUUCAACUUUCAAAAAAGGGACCGAGGCUUUACUUCAGUUCUAUCCAGGCCUCUGACUCUGGAGAGUAUUACUGUACAGCUGUGAACAGACUGGGGAGUAAAACAUCUGAAUCAGUUUUCAUUGAUGUAACAUAUGCUCCGAGGCUACCCUCUGUUAAUCCUUCUGGUGAGAUGAAGGAGGGCAGUCCAGUGACUCUGACUUGCAGCAGUGAUGCUAACCCAGUAGCUACUUAUACCUGGUACAAGGUGAACGACGGUCAACCUCCCACUAAAGAAGCCCAGCUUUACUUCAGGUCCAUCCUGUCCUCUGACUCUGGAGAGUAUUACUGUGAAGCUGAGAAUACGCUGGGAAAGAGGCAAUCUCAAUUAUUCAUUAAAGUGAAAUAUGCUCCAAAGUCUUGUUCUGUGUCUGUGAGUCCAAAUGGUGAAAUCACUGAGGGCAGUUCAGUGACUCUGACCUGCAGCUGUGAUGGUUACCCAGCACCUGAGUAUACCUGGUACAAGGAGUCUGGUCGUGGACAUCAAGGUAAAGGAUCAAAGCUCGUCUUCAGUCAUAUUCAGCCCUCUGACUCUGGAAGGUAUGACUGUGCAGCUAAGAAUGAUGUAGGGAGAACUCCCCGUUCAUCUGGAUACACUAACAUUGAUGUGAAAUAUGCUCCAAAGCUCCGUCCUGUGUCAGUGAGUCCUUCUGGUCCGAUAGAGGAGGGCAUGUAUGUGACUCUGACUUGUAGCAGUGAUGCUAACCCAGCAGCUACAUAUACCUGGUACAAGAAGAACGGCAACAGGGGAGUUCAACAACUCAGUAAAAACACACAGCUUGUCUUCAAGUACAUCCAGUCUUCUGACUCUGGAGAGUAUUACUGUGAAGCAAAGAACAAGCUGAGCACAAGAAGAUCCAACUACAUCUCUAUUGAUGUGAAAUAUGCUCCGAGGCUUCCCUCUGUCAUUAUGAGUCAUUCUGCUGAGAUAGUGGAGAACAGUUCAGUGACUCUGUCCUGUAGCAGUAAUGCUAACCCAGCAGCUAGUUAUACCUGGUACAAGGAGAAUGGAAAUACAGACCUUCAACUUUCAAACAAAGGACCAAAGCUUGUCUUCAGUUCUAUCCAGGCCUCUGACUUAGGACAGUAUUACUGUACAGCUGUGAACAAGCUGGGGAGGAGGACAUCUGAUCACAUCACUGUUAAUGUAAAAUAUGCUCCAAAGCUUCCCUCUGUGUCAGUGAGUCCCCCUGCUGAGAUAGUGGAGGGCAGUUCAGUGACUCUGACCUGUAGUAGUGAUGCUAACCCAGCAGCUAACUACACCUGGUACAAGAAGAAUGGAAAUACAGACCCUCAACUUUCAAAAAAAGGACCAAAGCUUCAAUUCAGUUCUAUCCAGGCCUCUGACUUUGGACAGUAUUACUGUACAGCUGAGAACAAGCUGGGGAGGAGGACAUCUGAUCACAUCACUGUUAAUGUAAAAUAUGCUCCAAAGCUUCCCUCUGUGUCAGUGAGUCCCUCUGCUAAGAUAGUGGAGGGCAGUUCAGUGAAUCUGACCUGUAGCAGUGAUGCUAACCCAGCAGCUAACUACACCUGGUACAAGGAGAAUGAAGAGUCCCAAAAAACAUCAGGACAGAUAUUUACUAUUGGCAGCUCAAGACCUGAACACAGUGGGAAUUAUGUUUGUCUUGCUGCAAAUGUCAAGGGACAUCAUAACUCCACUUUACAUCUGACUGUUGUAGCAGGUCCAUGGAAACUGAAAGCUGCUGUCACAGUCCCCGUCAUCAUGAUCAUUCUCAUUCUCACCUUUGUUAUCAUAUGGAUCAUAAAGAAGAGGACCCGUAAGCAACAGUCUGAGCCCAGAGAGAGACCAGACAACCGUGAACAGAUCCAACUGGCAGAGCAGCAGAAUGAUCUUCACUAUGCGACUGUUCACUUUGCUAAAAAUCCGGAGGAGCCUGUCUACUCCAACAUCAAACUAGAUAAACCCAAAAGAAACAAGAAAACAAAGAAGGAAGAAGAAGAAGAAGAAGGAGGGAUGGUUGAGUACUCUGCUGUUAGAUUUAACACCGCCAGAACAGCCCAGAGCGGUCAGGAAACUGUGGAGGAUCCAGCUGCAUUGUACAGUACGGUCAACAAACCCACCAAAGAACAUGGACGCAGAAACCUCUAGUCUACUUUAUCCUUUGAAUCCUGAUAAGAAGCAUGAAAAACAACUUUAUCAGGACAGCGUCAUCAGAGUACACAAUAAGACCUGUGUUUAAUGCACACGUUGAAUCAGAGGAUAUAUGGAAGCUCUGUGUUUGACUUAGCAAGAGACAUCUGCAACAAACUUGUAAAAUAUUUAUGACUUAUUGCUUUGACUGAAUAUUUAAGAAGAUAUAUAUUUUUUACAUUAUCUCUGGGAUUUUGCAAAAGCAUGCAUUGAAUUGAUUUGCAACAAAACACACACACACACACACACACACACACACACAAACCUUUUGCCUACCCUUCUCUCAGGCUUCUCCCAGUUUCCUCGUAGGACCUAAACACAUUCACCCAUUAACUCAGCCUCACACACUGAUGAAUGAAAAGAGCAUAAACAGACAUCUUUACACUCUUUGUUUCAUGGAGAAUGUAAAUUAA